Fusarium musae is the source of this 7533-nucleotide messenger RNA. It is a transcript of the gene PKSNRPS1, whose product is annotated as Trichosetin synthetase PKS-NRPS1. Gene Ontology annotation, molecular function: catalytic activity; DNA binding; phosphopantetheine binding. Lineage: Eukaryota; Fungi; Ascomycota; Sordariomycetes; Hypocreales; Nectriaceae. Bases 1 to 7533 code for a protein of 2510 amino acids. Gene Ontology annotation, biological process: secondary metabolite biosynthetic process; DNA-templated transcription; amino acid activation for nonribosomal peptide biosynthetic process. The record is from RefSeq and is a predicted model, not a curated record. Gene Ontology annotation, cellular component: cytoplasm. The transcript is spliced from 9 exons.
AUGGCGGACCAGACUACAGAGUGGGGGCCUGGGAAAACACCGCAGGGCAGAGCUCGUCUCCCCUCGAGCAGACCACGCGAAAAGCCGCAGCUGUCAUGCAACUUAUGCGGCGAUGCGGCGCACCAGCCUCGUGUAACCACACAGGAUCGCAUCCGCCACCUCGAGAGUCUUGUUUUCGAUCUGAUGCAGCAGUCGUCAGUCAGCCAGGGCCAGCACGGAGGAGGAACGCCUUGCUCCCCCGUAGGAAGUACCCGUUCCGCCGUGGACGCGGCUGUCGCUGCUACACCCGCUGAUGAUUACGGGAGCAUGCAGUCACGAGGGGCGAAUUACGUGGGGAGUUCGCACUGGGCUGCUGUUCUCGACGGGAUUGCCGAGCUCAAAGACCAUUUCGAUAGUGAGGAGGAGGCGGCGCAUCCUGACGUACAAGGUGUCGAGUCGCCUGCCGCGGAGAUUACUGGCCCCCAGCUGUUCUACGGCUGCCCCAAGCCCGCUAGCAAGGACGAAAUACUGGCGUCCAUCUUAACCCUAAGCCGCCCGGUAGUAGACCGAUUGGUCUCACGCUAUUUUAACUCGUUCGAGAUGUCGCCCGCCGUACUCCACAGCGUGGAAUUUCUCAAGGAGUACGAAGACUUCUGGGACGACCCAGCUGCAGUGCCGCCUCUCUGGUUGGGCCUUUUGUUCACAAUCAUGUGCUUGGCAACCCAAUUCGAAAAGUUCCGCCUGGACCCUGGCGUGCAGUCCCCCGCGGCUCUGUCCAUGGAGAGAGAUCUCCAGAAGAUGGCGGAUACAUAUAGGCUACGGAUUGGCCAGUGCCUCGUUCUUGGCGACUACACCAAAGGCGGACCAUACGUGCUGGAGACGCUUAUGCUUUACAUGGCCGCUGAGGUGUUUUCAAGCACAGAUGCGAGGAUCGACAUAUGGAUCCUAAUGGGGAACACGGUUCAGAUUGCCUUACAUAUGGGCUAUCAUCGAGAUCCGAAGCAUUUCAAGGGCAUGUCAUUCUUUGCCACGGAAAUGCGGAGAAGGGUCUGGGCGACUCUGGUCGAGAUGGAUCUUGGCCUUUCUGCUCAGAUGGGGCUACCAAGAAUGAUCAAGCAGUGGCAAACUGAUACACGGGAGCCGUCAAAUCUUCAAGAUAAUGACUUUGACAAGACAACCAUUGAAAUGCCCCCGUCGAGGCCAGACACAGAAUUAACCCCCAUUCUCUACCGUCUUGUCAAAGCAAGAUUGACGACAACGGUCGGAUAUAUCUGGGACUUUGCGGCUGAUGUCCGACCGUACACAUACACUGAGGUAGAGAGAAUGGAUAGCAAACUAGAUGAGGCACGCAAGUCGAUCCCAGACUGUCUCAAGUGGCAUUCCUUCGCCCGCUGCAUCACAGACUCUCCGCAGAACAUCAUGCAAAAGGUUGUUCUGGAAACCUUGUUCUACCGCGCAAAGAUCGUUCUCCACCGAAAGUUCAUGUUUGGUCCGCCAGCAAACUCUGCUGACUCCAAACGUAUCGUCUUGGAGUCAGCACUCAAGCUUCUAGACUACCAGCACAUGCUGCAAGAAGAAACACAACCUUUUUGUCAGCUUUACCAAGAAAGAUGGAGAGUUUCUUCAUUAGUUAACCACGAUUUUCUCCUCGCUACAUCCGUGUUACUGUUUUAUCUGCAGAGCACGAAACGCGAGGGCAUGCAGGCUACUGAGUCAGCGGCGAUGGAUGAAACCAUCCUGGUGUCCCUCAGAAGAUCUUACGACAUCUGGUUACAGUCAAGCAAUUCAUCCAAAGAAGCGAGGAAAGUUGUGAAAGCAUUGGCUGUAGUCCUCCAAGUCAAUAAUACCUCAGAUGCAGAUUCAGGGUUCGACUCGAGCAUCUCGUUCGGCGUUCCUUCGGGAUAUGCCUCUUCCAGCAUCAACGAUUAUCAACCAGGCAAGUCAUUCACCAAAAACGUAGUGUUCGUGCUGACAUGUGGGGCAAUAGAGAUUCCAUCAGGUCUCGGCUCACAGUUCCCAAUGCUUCAUGGCACGAUGAUGCCGAAUUGGGCCACGUUUGCGGAUGAUUUACUGGCUGCGCCGAUUGCUACCCCGAGUAAUCAGUGGCAAGCAAUGGAUGACGGUGGAUGCAAUGGGGUCUCUGACAUGGCCGUGGAACUUGCAAUGACAUGCAUUGGGGGUACGAAUACACGUCGUGUGGCCAGGGACGUCACCGAUCGCGACUCACUCCACGCAUGUGUCGACACCGUCAAGAAGACCCUCCCUCCUAUCGCAGGCGUCGUCAACGGCGCCAUGGUGCUUCGAGACGCGCUCUUCGAUAAGAUGUCCUACGAAGACUUCAUGAAAGUUCUUAAACCCAAGGUCCUAGGCUCUCAGCUCCUCGACGAGAUGUUCUACGACACACCCCUCGACUUCUUCAUCUUCUUCUCCUCCACCACUGCCGUUAUGGGCAACAGCGGUCAGAGUAAUUACAUCGCUGGCAACAUGUUCAUGAACGCCCUAGCAGCACAGCGCAAGAAGCGCGGUGUAGCCGCUUCUUCCAUUGACAUCAGCUCCAUCAUCGGUCUAGGCUACGUGGAGAGAGCUGAGGAUCUGAGUGAGGAUACUUUUAUCAAGAUGGGCUACAGACCCAUGUCGGAACAGGAUCUGCAGAAGCUGUUUGCCGAGGCUAUUGUUCUUGGAAGACCUGAGUGCGAUGAGGUUUGUGAGCUCGUGACGGGUGUCACACCUAUCUAUGAGGAUGCCCAGGCUGGUGAUCAGUACUUGAAGGACGUCAAGUUUGGACAUUUCCUUAUGGAGCAUUUGGAUACGCAGGCUUAUGCUGGAAAGACAUCUACUGUGCCUGUGAGGGUACAGUUGUCUGAUGUCAAGACCAGAGCUGACGCCGUGGCUAUCAUCAAAGAUUCUUUCAUUGUUCGGCUGCGACGUGUGUUGGCUGUUGGGCCAGAUGAGAUCAUCAACGAAAAGGUCACCCUUGUCGAACAAGGUGUUGACUCUUUGAUGGCCGUCGAAAUCCGCUCUUGGUUCAUCAAAGAACUUGACGUCGACAUUCCCGUUCUCAAGAUCCUCGGCGGAAUGUCCGUUCCCGACCUCAUCGAAGAAUCCCUAAAUCUCAUCUCCGACUCCAUCCUCGACGUAUCAUCCCUCGAAGCAGGCAGCGCCCCAGCCACUCAACCCCCCAAGCCCACCCUCCAAACAGCCCGCGUCACACCACCUGAGAGCUCUCACAGCACAAGUGACAAUAGCAGGCAGCAGACUGGCUCAGACUCCUCCCGCUCACCAAUCGACACGCCCCUCACAUCGAUGGAGGGCCAAGAACGUACUAAAGCGGAAGACAGUACGGACAACUCCACUCCCUUAAAGACCUUUCCUAACGAGCUGUCCAGCAUCAUGUCCUACGGUCAAGCAGGCUUCUGGUUUCUAAACGAUUACCUCGUCGACAAGAGGGCGUUCAACAUGGCUGUCAUGUUGAAGCUCACGGGCCAGAUCCGCGUGCAGGCUCUAGAGAAGGCUGUGAACCUCAUUGCGGAACGGCAUGAGAUUUUGAGGACGAGGUUCUUUUGGGGUAAUGAUGGUGAUGAGAGGACGCCUUUGCAGGGUAUCAACCCGGCGGAUCUGAAUUUGGUCACGAAGAGGGUGGUUGAUGAGGGAGAAGCAGAGAUGGAGUUGAAGAAGCUUCAUGAUGAGGAGUGGGAUUUGAGUGGUGGUGAAGGAGUCAAGAUCACUUUACUGUCGUUAUCCGAUAAUGUUCAUUUUCUUUUGUUGGGUAUGCAUCACAUUUACAUCGACGGAUACAGCUUCAGUGUCUUCUUUAAGGACCUUGAAGUUGCUUACACAAAACACGCGCUCCCUCCUCUUCCAGUUGAGUCACAGUAUCGAUCGUUUGCACUUCAGCAACGACAGAUGUAUGCGAACGGCGAUCUCACCAAAUCCAUCGAGUACUAUCGACGAAGUUUUCCCAAAGAGUUUACGCCUAUUCAGCUUUUCCCUUUCGCUCUCACGCCUGCGAGGAAGUUCGCCAACGACUAUUCUCAACAUGAGGUCAAGAUGAGUAUUGAUACAGAACUGGCUACCAAGGUUCGACAACUCGCCCGCGUCAAUCGCUCAACUUCAUUUCAUGUCUACCUCGCGGCCUUGGAGCUUCUUCUCUUCACCCUCCUCCCCAACGCAGAGGAAGUCUUCAUCGGUAUCGCCGACGCCAACCGCGGUGAUAAGAAGUUCAUGGGCAGUCUCGGCUUCUUCCUAAACCUCCUCCCUCUGCGCUUCCGCCGUAAGAGGCGCGGUACUCAACUCAGCUCCAUCAUCCAGACUGCCCGUGACACAGCAUACGGAGCACUCCAGCACUCCCAGCUGCCCUUUGACGUUCUUCUUCGGGAACUUAACGUUCCAAGAUCUGACAAGUACACGCCUAUCUUCCAGGUCUUGAUGGACUAUAGACAGGUUGUACAGGAACGGUCGUCGUGGGGAGGCUGCAAGCUUCAUGGAGAGAAGUGGCAUAAUGCUGGGACGGGGUAUGACAUUGCUUUGGAGGUUAACGAGAAUAUCACGACUGAUACUCUUUUGGGGCUGAGACUUCAGGAGCAGCUUUACUCGGAAGAGCACACUGCGCUUCUACUUCGCUCGUACUUGAGUGUGUUGGAGUACAUGGUCCAAGGGACUAACAAGGCUGCUGAUGCUACGCCGGCGUGGUCGAAGGAUGAUAUCCAGGUCGCUUUAGAGGCCGGAAAGGCACCCGAAUUCCUACCAAAGUGGCAGCCAACCAUCAGUCAUCACAUUGACCAGAUCAUCCAAACCAACACUACCAAAGUCGCUCUCAAGGACGGUAAUGGUGCCGUACUCACGUAUGAGCAAAUGGGCAAGCGGAUCAACUCCAUCGCCCAAGCACUCAUCGACGCUGGAACUACUCAAGGCACAGUAGUCGGAGUCUUCCAAGAACCCUCCUCCGACUGGAUCUGCUCCCUUCUCGCCAUCUUCAAAGCUGGAGCAGUCUACGUUCCUCUCGAUCUACGCAACUCCAUUCCUCGCUUGACUAGGAUCGUCAAAGCGUCUCGACCAUCGCUCAUCAUCACGGAUCAUACGACUGAUGACAAGGUUGAGCUCAUUGGUGCCAAAUUCAUCACCCAGCUUCGAUUAUCCAAGGUUGUGGAUCAGGAGUUCAGAGAGCCGAACCGUGCAAAAUCUGGAUCCCUCGCUGUCAUUCUCUUCACUAGCGGUUCUACAGGUGAACCCAAGGGUCUCAUGAUGACACAUAACAAUCUUCUCUCAUACGCCGAAGUCUCAAGCAAGACUUUCUCCAAGUCCGUUGAAAGUCUUGUGGUCCUGCAGCAGAGUCCCUUCAGCUUUGACUUUUCACUUGAUCAGACCGUGGCUGCGUUGGCGAACGGUGGAUGUCUUUGCAUCGUACCAGCAAGCAAGAGAGGCGAUCCUGAUGAGAUCAGCAAGAUCAUGGUCAAAGAGAGUGUUACUUACACUACUGCUACACCUUCUGAGUAUGAUCUGUGGUUGCGAUACAGUAUUAGCACUCUGCGGCAAUGCACUUCGUGGAAGUAUGCUUUUUCUGGCGGCGAAGCGAUGAGCCACAAACUUGCCCGCGAGUUUGGAGCGUUGAGCCUGAAGAACCUUCACGUCUUCAAUGGCUAUGGUCCCUCUGAGACAACAAUCCUCUCUCAUCGCAUCGAUCUCAAGUACACGGGCCCUGAUCUUCCAGACCCCCUUCCAGCAGGUUACCCCAUGCCUGGCUUCUCCGUAUGCGUCGUCGAUGAGAAGAUGCGCCCUGUUCCUCUCGGCGUGCAGGGUGAGAUUAUCCUCGGUGGCCCAUGCAUCGUCUCUGGCUAUCUCAACAUGCCUGACUCCACCAAAGACAACUUCUUGCCGGAUACCUUCUUCGGAACUAGUGGAAAGGUUUACCGCAGUGGAGAUCGUGGUCGUUUAUGCCAAGAUGGUUUGCUGUUCUGUGAUGGUCGUCUCGAGGGCAGCAACAUGAUCAAGCUUCGAGGGUUCCGAGUCGAGUUAGAUGAAGUUGAAAAGACUAUCAUCAGUCACUCGGCUGGCGCACUCUCUCACGCAGUAGUUACGCUGCGAGGUACUGAGGAGGGUCGCUACCUCGCAGCCCAUGUCGUUUUUGCUCCCGAGUUCGCAGAGAACAAUCAAGAAGGCAUCAUGAAAGCUCUCCGUCAAACCCUUCCUCUCCCUCCCUACAUGCGCCCUUCCGUCUUCCAGAUCCUUUCCGACAUCCCACGAACCGCUCAUCUCAAGAUCGACAGAAAGGCCAUUCAAGAAAUGCCCGUCCAGAUUUCUGCCUCGCACGACUCCGGAACUCUGACUGUUGCGGAAAAGGCACUCAGUGAGCUUUGGCGUCGAGUCUUGCCUCUCGAUCCUGGGUCUCUUACCCCAGAGUCUGACUUCUUCCUCAUCGGAGGUAAUUCUAUUCUGCUCGUGAAGCUACAGGCGUUGCUGAGACAGACUUUCAAGACAGCACCGAAACUAGUUGCGCUUAUGGGCGCUAGUACUCUUGGUGCAAUGGCUGUUGUUCUUGAGAGCUGUGGAUCUGUCGGUGCGAUUGAUUGGGACCGAGAGACCGCGCUUCCAGAUGAUCUUCAGGGUACUAGGAUGCUGCACCCUGUGAACAAGAUUACCGACAUCACCGUCCUCCUUACUGGUUCCGCGGGUUACCUCGGUCGUCAUCUCGUACCAGCCCUCGUCGAAGAUCCUCGAGUUACACAAGUCCAUUGCCUGGUACGCUCAGUGGACAACGAAAAGCUGAGUACCAUUUCAAGCAGUAAAGUCAGAGUUAUCGGAAGCGACCUUUCGAAGCCCAACCUUGGUCUUUCCGACUCAGCUUACUCUCGUCUUGCUGAGGAAACCGAUGUGAUUAUUCACUCUGCAGCUAAUCGGUCUUUCUGGGACAGAUACGAAGUUCUCAGGGCGGAUAACGUGGACUCGGUGAAAGAGUUGGUCAGAUUCGCCGCUUCUUCUGGCCGCUCGAUCCCAUUGCACUUCUUGUCAUCUGGAGCCGUGAAGAUGUAUGAAGGAGACGGUCUGACACCACCGACUGAUGGUAGCGAUGGUUACGUGGCUACAAAAUGGGCUUCAGAGGUAUUCCUUCGAAACGCUGCUGGUUCAUUCGACCUUCCCGUCUACGCACACCGUCCAACCGUGAGUAGUACGGCGCAACCCAAAGAAGGCCAAGCCUCGAUCGUCAACCAACUCUUCAGCAUCGUCAAGUCCCUUGGCGUCCGACCAUCUUUUGAGGGAGUCACCGGCUCGGUAGAUGUACUUUCAACCGGUGUCAUUGUCAAGGCUAUCCAGGACUCUGUCUUGAGCUCGACUGCUGGAGGAGAAGGAUAUAACAUUGUUCAACAUGAAGCACAUCAACGCGCUGUCGUGGAGGAUUUCGCAGCUGCCGUGCGCGCUGACGAUAGUUUAAACAGUCUUCCUACCAUUUCUAUCUUAGAUUGGUUUGGCAAGGCGAAGAAGGCUGGUUUCUCUUAUUUCCUUGCGUCUCAGAAUUUGGUCAUGGGUUCGGGUGAGGGUCACUUGGUUUCAAGGCGUUGA